This is a messenger RNA of Neoarius graeffei (lesser salmon catfish), 3236 nucleotides long. RefSeq names its product Wnt ligand secretion mediator (gene wls). Gene Ontology annotation, cellular component: endomembrane system; organelle membrane. The coding region runs from base 181 to 1809 and encodes 542 amino acids. Gene Ontology annotation, molecular function: Wnt-protein binding. Gene Ontology annotation, biological process: Wnt signaling pathway; intracellular protein transport; Wnt protein secretion. The transcript is spliced from 12 exons. Lineage: Eukaryota; Metazoa; Chordata; Actinopteri; Siluriformes; Ariidae. The record is from RefSeq and is a predicted model, not a curated record.
UUUUAAACAGACUUGGAAAGAGGAAAACAGGGAUCUUAGUUGGAUCUGGCAACCCAGGCCAGCUCAGCUCUCAAUCUCAGUCCGGAUCUGAUUCCACCUGGAUGCACUCACUUCUCUUUCCUCAGCUUUAAUUUUUCUUUUCUUCUCAUCUCAUCCCGAUCCAAGAAGAAGUGCAGAGAAAUGGCUGGAGCGAUCAUCGAGAACAUGAGCACCAAAAAGUUGGUGAUGGUGGGAGUUGUUCUGCUGCUCUUCCAGGUUUUUGCCUUCAUGGUUGGAGGGCUGAUCGCCCCAGGUCCCACCUCCGCCAUCGACUACGUGGCCAUCAAGUGUGUGGACAACCAGAAGGGACACCUUCAGGGCCGGAAGUGGUUCAUGCCCUGGGGUCCGAACCAGUGCGACAAGAUUCGAGACUUUGAUGAAGCCAUGACCAAGAAGAUUGAAGCCAACAACAUCGUUUUCUCUGUUCACAUCCCUCUGCCCAGUCGAGAGAUGAGUCCCUGGUUCCAGUUCAUACUCCUCAUCCUGCAGUUCGACAUUGCCUUCAAAAUGUACAAUCAGAUCGAGGACGGAGCCACGGUCACGAUAGACGUCAGUCUGGCUUACAGAGACGACAUGUUGAGUGAGUGGACGGAGAUGGCGCACUCUGUGGAGCAGCGCAAACUCAGCUGUAACUUCACAACGGCCAAGAUUAUCGACAACGAGGGUCGCUACUACGAAUGUGACGUCUUGCCCUUCAUGGAGAUCGGCACCGUGUCGCACAAAUACUACCUGGUCAACAUCAGGCUGCCGGUUUACGAACGCAAGAAGGUGAAUGUGGGAAUCGGCGAGAUCAGAGACAUCCGCCUGGUGGGAAUCCAUCAGAAUGGUGGCUUCACCGAGGUCUGGUUUGCCAUGAAGACCUUCCUCACGCCCAGCAUCCUCAUCAUUAUGAUCUGGUACUGGAGAAGGAUUACCAUGAUGACGAGACCACCAGUCCUGCUGGAGAAGGUGAUCUUCGCUCUGGGCAUCUCCAUGACCUUCAUCAACAUCCCAGUCGAGUGGUUCUCCAUCGGAUUCGACUGGACAUGGAUGCUGCUCUUUGGAGACAUCCGUCAGGGAAUCUUCUACGCCAUGCUGCUCUCCUUCUGGAUCAUUUUCUGUGGAGAACAUCUCAUGGACCAGACGGAGAGGAAUCGCUUCUCCAUGUACUGGAAACAGGUGGGGCCCAUUGUCUUCGGCUCCUUCUGUCUCUUCAUCUUCGAUAUGUGUGAGAGAGGAGUGCAACUGACCAACCCCUUCUACAGCAUCUGGGCUUCGGAUGUUGGCACCGAACUAGCCAUGGCGUUCAUCAUCGUGGCUGGUAUAUGCGCCUGCCUUUACUUCCUUUUCCUGUGCUUCAUGGUGUUCCAGGUGUUCAGAAACAUCAGCGGGAAAAGAUCGUCCCUGCCUGCGAUGACCAAAGCUCGCCGUCUGCAUUACGAGGGUCUCAUCUUCCGCUUCAAGUUCCUGAUGCUGGUCACGCUAACGUGUGCUGCCAUGACGGUCAUCUUCUUCAUCUUCAGUCAGGUGAGUGAGGGACACUGGCACUGGGGAGAUUAUACCGUUCAGGUGAACAGUGCGUUCUUCACCGGGAUUUACGGCAUGUGGAACCUGUACGUGUUCGCCCUCAUGUUCCUGUAUGCACCGUCACACAAACGCUAUGGAGACGAGCAGUCCAGCGGAGAUCAGGGCGGGACCAGUGGAGAGGACAUCCAGCUCACCACCACCAUCACCCAUGCUGAUGGACCCACUGAGGUGUACAGAAUGAUGGGAAAGGAGUCGCAGGAGUAGUCGAUCAUCUUCCUUGAUCAUGCAUCCUUAAUCAUCUCAGCACACCAACAUGGCCACCGUCUGUCUUUAAUAAACUCCUUCUGAUGUGCACUGUUUCAGGCGAUCCGAACACAUCCACCUUAUCCAAGUGCCCUUGAUCAUAUGUUGAGGCUUAUGUUUUGUUCCAGUACUCUUUUAACCUUGCGCUUAUAGAUUUCCUCUUUCUGAAAUGUGCCUCAGAUUAAUUGUAAGUAGCCUCUGGUAGAAUGUGUUUCAUUUUCAAGAGCUCUUUGAAACGCUGCCUACUUAGGCCACUUUCUUCCAAAUUCAAUGCAGGGAUUGUGACGUUUUCGGUCUAAGGUGUUCCAUUACGUAAUUUUAAUUAUAGCUGUUGUAAACAGUUAGGUUAAUUCCCAUUAGGAAUUUCUUACCAUAUCAAUAUUGUUUGUACUCAAUAAUAUCACAGUAUAUUGAACUGGACAGUCGUUCACUUGAUGACUAGCUGGCUAACUGGACAAGCUAAAUACAAGCUAGAAUAGCAGCAGUAUGGUAGUGAAUUUUUCUUUUUUUUUCUUUUUUAAUGUUACAUUUCAUUGCUUUCCAUUUCAUUUGUAAACAACUUCUGUUUUAAGGUGCCCACUUAUGGAAUUGUUUUGUCCUCCAUCUUGGCAAAGGCCAUCAAACAAACUUUACAUGAUUAAAUAAUAAUUAUAAAAUGUGGUAUUUUUGGGGAUGCUGGAAAGGAGAAACUGUCAAAGAGGAAGUCCAUAAGUAGGUGUUUUAAAACAGUUUUGGAUCAUAACCUCAAAGAUUCGCUGCUUUUGCAGGACAGGGAUUUGGCGAGAUGGGAUUUGGCGCCAUCUUGUGGAUGGAAGAGGAAGCACAUGACGAUCAUCACAUGACCUAAUUCUUAGAACAUUCUUGGUCUUUUAUCAAGCAGGUAUUGUUCAUCUAUAGUUCAGUAGACUUUCAUAUAGUCAAGAGUUGACUCGAGUCACAAUACUCGACAUCACAUCUCAGUCAAAGCAACUGCUCUGUCCAUCAUAUCGCUCUGCUUUUUAUUUUUAUGAUGAACAGAAUUAUGGGAUUACCUUUUCUGAAAGCCGUCUUAGGAUUUCUGCAAAAUGAUGAACUGAUUUGGUCAUAGGAUAUUACCUGAAGUGUGUAUUAUUCUCAUCACUUGUUUUAAAUGGUUAAAAGUAAAAAUUAAAAACACUAUCUCAGCCUUUUUCAAUCUCGCAGUCUAGUAUAGUAUAUGCCCUGCCUCUUCUCCUCCAUACACCACGUUCAUAACACCUACAGCGUUCAGCAUCUUCACUCCAUGUUUUACAAAACACUAAGUUCAUACCUAGUAUGUUACGAUGUAGAUAUAUUUUUAUAAAGUGCUUAUUUUCAAUCAUGUUCACUGCAUCACUGACUGUUGUAUAAUAAAAAGGACUUUUUCAGAA